AAAAUAUUUUGGCUAAAUAAGACUAAGUCAAGAGCUGACAUUUUUUACAAUCUAUCAAAUCUUCUUUUAAACAGGGAAGCAAGACAAUGAGAGAUUCUCCAAAUUGCAUCCCUCUUUCUUUAAUAGAACCUGCAAAAAAUGAUUCUAUCUGCAUUUUUGGAACUGGAGAUUUUGGACGAUCUCUUGGACUUAAGAUGCUUCAAUGUGGCUAUAGUGUUGUUUUUGGGAGUAGAAACCCUAAAUCUUCCAAUCUGACCCCCAAAGGUGCUGAGGUCUUGAGCCACACAGAGGCUGCACAAAAGUCAUCCAUUAUAAUUUUAGCAGUACACAGAGAACAUUAUUCAUUUCUCAAGAACUUAACUGAAAUCUUAGAGGGCAAAGUCUUGGUGGAUGUCAGCAACAACCUCAAAAUAAAUCAGUAUACAGAAUCAAAUGCAGAAUUUCUUGCCAGCAUAGUACCUGGAGCUAACGUAGUAAAGGCUUUUAACACAGUUUCUGCAUGGGCUCUGCAAUCUGGGACCUUAGAUGCAAGCAGACAGGUGUUUGUCUGUGGUGAUGAUGCUAAAUCAAAGCAAAUGGUGAUGGAUAUUGUUCGUGCUCUUAGUCUUACACCACUAGACCAAGGAUCUCUUUUAGCAGCCAAUGAUGUGGAGAAUUAUCCAUUGCAGUUAUUCCCAAUGUGGAGACUACCAUUCUAUAUCUGUGCUGGGUUUACUAUAUUUGUUUUCCUUUACUGCGUACUAACCGAAGUGAUAUAUCCAUACGUUACAAGGAAAGAAGACACCUUGUUCUACCUGGCAAUUUCCAUUCCAAACAGAGUAUUCCCAAUUGUGUCACUGAUUCUUCUUGCCUUAGUUUACCUUCCAGGAAUAAUUGCUGCUAUUCUUCAGCUAUACAGAGGUACCAAAUACAGCCGUUUUCCAGACUGGCUUGACAAAUGGAUGCUCUGCCGAAAGCAGCUUGGUCUGGUAGCUCUGGCUUACGCAUUUCUACACGCCAUCUACACGCUUGUCAUUCCAAUCCGUUAUUAUGUAAGAUGGUGGAAUAACAACUACAUCAUUACACAGGUUAAAACCAAUACCACAUAUCCCUUUGUUAAUUACUAUGCGUGGGUUUCUGAUUCUUACGUCGCUCUUGGAAUUCUGGGAUUUUUCUUUUAUUUGCUUUUAGGCAUAACAUCAUUGCCAUCAGUAAGCAAUGCAGUCAACUGGAGAGAAUUUCGCUUUGUGCAGUCAAAACUGGGAUAUUUGACACUGGUGUUGUGUACAGCUCAUACUCUACUCUAUGGAGGAGACAGAUUUAUCUAUGGACCUUACUACACUUGGUAUCUUCCCCCUGCAUUUGUUAUAGCUCUGAUUAUUCCAUGUGCUGUAUUAGUUAUGAAGUUCAUAACUAUAGUUCCAUGUCUGGAUUCAAGAAUUACAAAAAUUCGUCAAGGAUGGGAAAGGAAUCCUAAGAGCCAAGAAGAACUAAAUGCAAUAUAGACAAAGAGAUACCAUUUAAUAUUAACAAAAAGUAACUUUAAAUUACACCAAAAUUUGGUGUUUAAGCUUCUGAAACAAUUGUUGGUAUUGUAUUGGAGGUAUAUUAAACAAUCCAAAUAUAAUAA
Messenger RNA from Bombina bombina (fire-bellied toad), 1609 nucleotides. Its product is annotated as metalloreductase STEAP4. Gene Ontology annotation, biological process: copper ion import. Bases 87 to 1484 code for a protein of 465 amino acids. Gene Ontology annotation, cellular component: endosome; plasma membrane. The record is from RefSeq and is a predicted model, not a curated record. Gene Ontology annotation, molecular function: ferric-chelate reductase (NADPH) activity; cupric reductase (NADH) activity. The transcript has 5 exons. Lineage: Eukaryota; Metazoa; Chordata; Amphibia; Anura; Bombinatoridae.